This is a messenger RNA of Gryllus bimaculatus (two-spotted cricket), 2826 nucleotides long. NCBI's taxonomy places the organism in Eukaryota, Metazoa, Arthropoda, Insecta, Orthoptera, Gryllidae. The record is from the annotation of a GenBank genome assembly.
AAUGUAGAUAGUCGGCGUCAGAUCUCGCCAUCCAUCAGGGGAAGAACAUAUAUAAACAUGAUAAAAACAUAUUACACUUCACCUAACGACCACAGCAAUUGACGCGCCCGGAAUCACUAGUCAAUCAAUCAAUUAAUCUGAUGAGAGUAAAAACUGUUUAGUUCAGAACACAAUAAUUGCAUGAACUACCUCUGUUGAGGUUAGAGAAUUUUACGAAGAGCAUUGCGUGUUGAAAGAUCUGUCCGUAAGCAAUUGUUAAUUUAUAGAAACGUGUUAAUUUAUUUAGCAUUAUUGAUGUUCACAAAAAUAAACUCACCAAACAAACAAGGAGGAGGAGUCACGACUGUAAAACGGGUUGUGUGCGUGUAUCACUGCUGGAAAUCGGAGCUUUAUUCUUAUCGCAGGCGGGACUAGUUUUGCUGCAUACGCUUCUGACUGUUCGUGAACACGUGUACCAUUAAAGAGGAGCCUGGAGCAUUCGACAAAUGUGAUUUGUGGUCGCAAAUGAAUGCUAUGCUAAUUUGUUUACAUCAGAAUAAUAAUUAGGCUGAACCAAUGAGUAUAAAUGGGCUGAACAAAUACUCAUUUGCAUGCACCUUGGGUAUGACUGGAGUUGACAGUGGAUGGCGUUGUGUAUCUGCAUCCCCUAUGGUGAUUGUAGGGUAAAAACUGUUAGGAAAUGAUACUGUUGUUUACCUUGUAUUAAAAAAUUCAUUUACAUCAAAUAUGUGUGAGAAAACGCAAGGGAAAAGUGUGAUUGGAUAUUGGAUGUCAGAGAAGAAAAGGCAGAAACUCAAUUGGAUGGAGUUUGGUAAAGUGUGCAGGAAACAUGGGUACGAGUUAGUCAAGUUGGAUCUGUCCCUGCCUCUAGAAGACCAGGGGCCUUUCUGCCUCAUCCUGCACAAACUGACAGACAUCAUAGCUCAAGGAGAAAAGGGUGAUGUGAAGGCUCAGGAAAUGAUCCGAAGAGUGGAGGAGUACUUCCGCGGCCAUCCCGAAGUGGCUGUGCUGGAUCCUUUGGACAAUGUGCGGAAGCUUCUAGACCGAAGCAUUUCGUAUAGCGUCAUUCACAAUUCAGGCUUAGAGAAGGCAGAUGUGUUUACUCCAACUUUUGUGGAAUUGGUCUCUAAUGAUUACGUAGAGAAUCUCAGAAAGUUGAAGCAAGCUGGAAUAAGUUUUCCUUUUGUAUGUAAACCAUCUUUUGCCCAUGGUUCGAGCCAAGCUCAUCAGAUGUGUGUCAUGUUCAACGAAGCUGGAGUGAGGGACUGUCGCCCACCCUGUGUUGCCCAGAGCUUCAUUAACCACAAUGCCGUCCUCUACAAGAUCUAUAUUGUUGGGGAACAGCACUAUGUUGUCGAGAGGCCUUCCCUGAAGAACUUUUAUCCCAGUGAUCACCCCACUAUCUCCUUUGACGCGCAUCAAGUUUCGAAGCCAGACUCCAAGUCAUCCCUGAGCAUUCUGGACCCAGAGGAUGCGGCUUUUCCAACACCCAAGCCAGACCCUGACAGGCUCACACUGAUAGCCUCGACUGUGCGCCAAGCGUUGGGAAUGUCACUCCUGGGAGUGGAUGUGGUUGUGGAAAACUCGACAGGGAAGCUGGCUAUCAUCGACAUAAACGCUUACCCAGGAUACGAUGGCUACCCAGAUUUCUUUGACCAUCUCAUUGCGUGUAUCACCCAGACGCUGUCGGAACACGAUGCCUCUGCCCCCACAGUGUCUUCCUACUCCUCACAAUCUUCGUCUUCCUCUUCACCCAACAAGAUUUCUUCCCUGGAUGACUUUGCCAAGCCCAACCGCAUUGCUCACUUUGCGUCUGGUGCGACCUGCGACCAGGAUGAUUCUGGUUUUGACACUGGAGAUUCCAGUGAUGAAAAAAAGAAGCAAAGGGAGCAGCAGGUUGCCAGGCAACGGGUGACUGUUUCGCGAAAGUGAAUUUUGCAAGUGCGAAAACAACCUUCCUCAUGAAAUAAGGUUAGUGAGUACCAGAAGUGGCUACACAUUUGUUGUUGUUAAUGGUUGGUACCUUUGAGGUGUGUUGUGUGACCGCAUGGUUGUACCGUCUUAUUGUCACAACAACUACUAGAAUUGGGUUUAAUUAUGAUUUAUCUUAGAAGAUGCUUCAUGGAAAAUUUUUAUAAAUUUGAUGUUAUAAAGGAAAUAAGGUUCACAAAUCAGUUACAAUUAUAUUGCUUCUGAAUACAAAAGUUUUCAGAAUUCACUUUAUUAGUUGCAAUGAGGACGUUUUGCAGUUGAAAUGUGUUUUCUUCAUAAUUUGAAGAAAGAAACUUGGAGAGUACAUAUAUAUAUAUAUAUUGUUAGAUAGUACAAGUUGUCAUAAAGACUAGAUCUUGUCUCGAAAAUGGUUUUCUUCUAAAGUAAAAUAAUGGAAAAUAAUUUGAAUUUUGAAGGCACAUAUGUGUCCACAACUUUCUCUUUUGCCAGUGAAUGAAUGUUUGAAAUUUUGAAAUUCAAAGAAAUGAAAUUAUGAAUCUGGACUAUUAUUUUUUAUUACCAUAAAGUGCUCUGAAAUAUGUUUUGCUGUGGGUUAUGUAAAAUCUCAUGGAGAAAACCAUUUAUCAGUCUUGAAUUUAAAAUAAUUCUAAAAAAUAUUAAUGAAUCAAAGGAGACUGGAACCAUGUGUAGUGUUUACACAAACUUUGAGUUAAGCCUAAAAGUGGCAUCUAUUUCUUGACUUUUUCUGUUAAGUGUUACACUAGUUUUGAUUAUUGUUUAUUGAAUCAGUCUGUUUACCUGAAUUCAUGAAUUGAAAGUUUGAUGUUCUAUUGUAAAGCUUGUCAUAUGCUUGUUGCCUAAUUUGGAAAAUAU